CGUGUUUACUUCUACUUUGACGUCACUCUUUUAAACAAGUGAGUGAGGGAGCUCAGAGCCAUGACGAUCGAAACACACACAAACACACAUUCACACACACACAAACACACACGUUCACACACACUCACUCGGGUCGACCUGCCACUACCAUAAUACGUUAAUUUGAGGAAAUCAAUGUUUCUUCCUUGACGAUGGAAACCACAGUGUGUGUAUCAUCUGGUGCCUCUCCCUUGUGAACACACACAAGGACACGAUUCUUCCGAGACUAUUUUUAUACAACAAACCCAGGUGUUUUUAAAAUGAUGUCAGGGAUGUCGGAGGUAAAGAAGAAGUGGGCAGCAGUUCGGGGUCGCCUAGGCUCAUCGCAGGACUCAGACACCCAACAGGAAGCCAACUUGGAAAAUGCUGAUCCCGAGCUCUGUAUCAGACUACUCCAGGUUCCCACUGUGGUCAACUAUUCCGGCCUGAAGCGGCGCCUGGACGGCAGCGACCGGACAUGGAUGGUCCAAUUCCUGGAGCUGAGUGGGCUGGAUCUCCUUUUGGAGGCCCUGGACCGACUUUCGGGGCGAGGUUGCUCCCGUAUAUCAGAUGCCCUCCUUCAGCUCACAUGCGUCAACUGCGUCCGUGCUGUCAUGAACUCUUCAGCCGGGAUCCACUUCAUCAUUGAGAAUGAGGGAUACAUCCGGAAGCUCUCCCAAGCAUUGGACACCUCCAACACGAUGGUGAAGAAGCAGGUGUUUGAGCUACUUGCAGCCCUCAGCAUGUUCUCAGCAGAUGGUCAUCACCUUGCUCUGGAUGCUCUGGACCACUACAAGGGUGUGAAGACGCAUCAUUAUCGCUUCAGCGUGAUCAUGAACGAGCUUCAGGCCACUGACAACGUUCCUUACAUGGUCACGCUCCUCAGUGUCAUCAACGCCCUCAUUUUCGGCUCCGACGACCUGAGGCAGAGAGAUAAGAUGAGAAAGGAGUUUAUCGGGCUUCAGGUUCUUGAUAUUCUACCAAAAUUAAGGGAGCAGGAGGAUGAAGACUUGAUUAUUCAAUGUGAAGCUUUUGAAGAGGCAAUGGCUGAAGAUGAGGAGGAGCUCUUGCGACUGUAUGGCGGGAUUGAUAUGAGUAAUCACCUGGAGGUCUUCACAACUCUCUUCAACAAGGUGAGCAGCUCCCCCGCUUCACUGCAGCUGCUGUCCAUCCUCCAGACGCUGCUCCUGCUGGGGCCAAGCCGCUCGGAUAUCUGGCUGGCUCUCGAGGCCAUCACUAACCGAGCCAUACUGUUGGCCCAGGACUCUCAGAUAGGGUCAUUUGAGAAGAUCAUGGAACGUCUGGUGUUUUCCAAGAGCAAGUCAUCUGAGGGCGAUCAAGAAUUGGAUGGCCAGCUUGCCAGAGUGGACAAGGCUUCGCAGACUAGUCAGAAAGAGCAAAACCAGCUGGAGAAAUGCUCAGCAUCACCUCAGAAGCCACUCUUUGCCUCUCCCCCUCCACCACCACCGCCACCGCCACUUCCUCCCAAUAUGACAGGGCCCCAAGGUUCUGUUCAGUGCCCACCUCCUCCGCCUCCCCCACCUCCACUCCCUGGUGGAUUUGGUGGACCUCCACCACCGCCUCCAUUAUCUGGAAUGAGACUUCCACCACCGCCACCGCCACUACCUUCUGGUCCUGGCAUGGCUCCCCCACCGCCUCCACCCCCUCUGCCAGGUAUGAACAGUGGACCACCACCGCCCCCGCCGCCACCCGCCUUACCUGGCGUUCCACCUCCCCCACCGGGCAUGAUAGUGGCUCAGAGCAGUUAUGCCCUGGGGUGCGCCACACCCGCAAAGGCGAACCGAUGUCCCACUCUGAGGAUGAAAAAGCUCAACUGGCAGAAACUGAGGUCUGUGACUGAUGGUCCCUCCAUGUGGGCUUCAGUUCAGAAAGAGACUUCUCCUCUUGAGCCGGACUAUAGCAGUAUUGAGCAGCUGUUCUGUCUCCCGGUGACCGAGCACAAAGACAAGGGGGCAGCUGCUCCUGUCAAGAAGGAGCCGAAAGAGAUUACUUUCAUUGAUCCCAAGAAAAACCUGAAUGUUAACAUAUUCCUGAAGCAGUUCAAAUGCUCAAACGAGGACUUUGUGGUGAUGAUUCAGAAAGGUGACAGAACCAGGUUUGAUGUGGAGGUGCUAAAACAGCUCCUGAAGCUUCUGCCAGAGAAGCACGAGAUUGAAAACUUGAAGUCCUUCCAAGGAGAAAAGGAAAAGCUGGCAAAUGUCGACCGUUUCUUCACAUUGCUCCUCACUGUCGAAUGUUAUCAGCUGAGGAUUGAGUGCAUGUUAUUGUGCGAGGAGACGACAUCAGUGUUGGACAUGCUCCAGCCGAAGGUCAAGCUGCUGGAGGAGGCCUGUGACUCUCUCAGGACAAGCACGCUCAUUCCUUCUUUCUGCAAGCUCAUCCUCGACGUGGGGAAUUUUCUCAACUAUGGAAGCCAUACAGGAAACGCCGAGGGAUUCAAAAUCAGCUCUCUUCUCAAACUGACGGAGACUAAAGCCAACAAGAGCCGCAUUACACUGCUCCAUCACAUCUUGGAGGAAGCAGAAGAGAACCACCCGGAACUGUUGGCAUUGCCAGAGGACAUUGAAAUCUGCCAAAAGGCUGCAGGAAUGAAUCUGGAUUCUGUCCAAUCCGAAGCCAACAACUUAGUCAAAAGACUAAAUGAGGCAUCAAAGAAAGUCUCCAACUCUGUUGAAGAUGUGAAGCAGCAAUAUGCAAAGCUUCUGGAGGAAAAUCUGGAGGCAUGUCGAGCUUUGACUGAAAGAUUUGCGGACAUUGACAAGAAGAGGAGUGAACUCGCCGUCUACUUUUGUGAAGAUGCCAACAAGCUGUCGCUAGAAGAGCUUUUCGGAACAAUCAAGACUUUCCGGGAACUUUUCAUCAAGGCGCUGAAGGACAAUAAGACCAGGAAAGAGCAGGCAGCCAAAGCUGAGAAGAGAAAGAAGCAGCUGGCAGAGGAAGAGUCCAAGAGACAGAAGGGAGAGAAUGGAAAAAUAAUCAAGAAAGGCUAUGUGCCGCAGGACGACGGCUGCAUAAUCGACCACCUGCUUGCAGACAUCAGGAAGGGUUUCACCCUAAGAAAGACCAGGCCAAGGUGCGAUUCGGAAAGCCUCCCUCGUAGUGAAAAGAGUAGGGAAACCUGCCCACCUGGGUCAAGUGUGAAUUCUGCAGGCGAAAAAUCCGCAGAAGUGGCCGCUUCCGCUUCCGCUCCCAGCACGCUUCCAACAGAAGCUCACCGAGCCAGCACCCGCGAGGUGAACGGCUUCAUCAGCUCACCGGACGAGACUCCUUCGACGCCUCAGGAUGCGGUGCAAGCGGCAGCAUCACCCCAACCAACUCCAGGGGAGUCGGCCUCUAUUGCGCCGGCACCCCCGGAAAGGCCGACAUCGCAACAGGAGGAGCGCACCGCUACAGCGCCCCAAACUAACCUCGAGGUGGAACCCCUGCCAUGUCACGUCACAGAUGGUCUCUCUGUAGAUUCACCUGAAACCAGUGCGCUCAGCCCAUCCUCUCUAUCAGACUGCGACCUGAUAGAGGCCGUGUCGGAUGAAGCUUCGAGCCCGCUACCUGAGAAGUUAACGGCCAAGAAGCCGGCAGACAUUAGUGUGAAUGUUCAACUGGCCGAAAACACUGCCGCUAGUGAAAGGAAUCCAAAGGCAGAAGAGGACGGUCAAACUACGAAUAAGAUUUGUUUACAAGAGACCGAAGGGCAAGUGGCAGGUCUAGAUUUGUGUGCCGUGAAAACAUCUGGGCAGGACGUGGUCGUGAGCUGCACGCACGCAGACCCCGAAUGCGACAAGACUCGUAUGGAGAGCAUCUUGGCGCGCGACGGCCAAGUUGGAGUUGAAUCUGAAGAUGCGCCGUCAGUGUCUGAAGAUAUAACUUCCUCGGCAAACUCCGAACCAAAGAAACAGCCGAGCUUCUUUAAGCGCAACAAAAAGAAGAAUCCAGAUUCCAAAAAAAGGAGAUCAAGAGGAAAAAGAAAAAGUUGAUGUCACCGCAGAUGUGAACUGGCAAGACUCCAGUGUACUGAGAAUUUUAUUUUUGUGAGAUUACAGAAAAUUGUUUCUUAGACCAAGACCUUAUCAACUCAACCCAAACUGUGACUUGCACAGCCUUUUGGAACUAAACGCGUCCCUUUAUGUAAAUUGUAUUUGACUGUAACCUCUUGGAAAAGUUGGACGAUGCUUUAUAUGUUUAGUUUUUGUAACGUAAAAGUGGAUGUGUGUGUGUGUGUGUGUGUGUGUGUGCGUUUAACAUUUUGAGAUGUUAAUAUAAAGAAAAGAUGCAGGAAAUAUUUAAACGUGUAUCGUAUAAAAUCACUUAAGGAUACUGUAUUGUAACUUUUAACGCUUAAUCAGCUUUAAUAAAAGUAUAUUGCC
Molecule: messenger RNA, 4400 nt
Organism: Hippocampus zosterae (dwarf seahorse)
Lineage: Eukaryota; Metazoa; Chordata; Actinopteri; Syngnathiformes; Syngnathidae
Gene: inf2
Product: inverted formin 2
Exons: 22
Coding region: 300-4010 (1236 amino acids)
Biological process (GO): actin cytoskeleton organization
Molecular function (GO): small GTPase binding; actin binding
Source: RefSeq, a predicted model, not a curated record